UGGAUGGUUACAGACAGCACGAUAUUCACACAGGGAGGCGGAGAACGCAUGAAUGAGCCAGGAAGCGGAGAAAACAACACAAAGAAGGAAUGUGGAUGGAAUAAUCGAUUGAAAGUAAUAAGCUAAGCACUGUCGUGAAUCCGAGGGCAGCACUUACCUGUGGGAACAAGAGGAGACAGCUGCAGCAGUGCCUGAUGGGAAGGUGUGGACUGCAACUGCCCUCGUCUCCACGGAGAUGACCCCCGGGCUCAGGGAAUGUGGACAGAGAGCGAGUGCCGAUACAGCACGAGAUUUCCCUCUGUCCGCCCGCCAUUGACACGCUAGGCCUGCACCUCCGGACUCCGGUGAAACCGCCCCAAACAGCCGCGACCAUGUGGGGACCGGGGGUGACGUUGGUGUGCCUGGCGCUGGCGUCGGUGGGUCACAGCCGUGGCCACAGUGACUUCACCUGUGAGCCAAUCAGGGUGCCCCGUUGCCUGAACAUGCCUUAUAACAUGACCUACUUCCCAAACAUGAUGGAGCACUAUGACCAGGACAUCGCAGCCAGCAAAAUGGAGUCGUUCAUGCCCCUGGUCAGCCUGCAGUGCUCCCCGGACGUCCACCACUUCCUGUGCCAGGCGUUUGUCCCCACGUGCGCCGAGCCGAGCGAGGUCAGCUGGCCGUGCCGCGGGCUGUGCGAGACCGUCCACUCCAACUGCAGCAAGCUCAUCGAGACCUUCGGCAUCGACUGGCCCCCGGAGCUCCAGUGCGACAGGUUGAAGAAAUGCCCCAGUUCUCCAGACGAUUCGUCUGCUACCAGCCACGUGACCACGCCCAAGAGCCCGCCGUCCGCCAAGCGGGACCUGGGCUUCUGGUGCCCGCUGCACCUGAAGACCCCGCCGGGCCAGGGCUCGUCCUUCCUGGGCGUGCAGGACUGCGCCCCCCCGUGCGCCAACAUGUACCUCAAGCCCCACGAGGUGGAGUUCGCCAAGAGCUUCAUCGGCGUGUCGUCCAUCGUCUGCCUGUGCGCCACGCUCUUCACCUUCCUCACCUUCCUGAUAGACGUCAAGCGGUUCCGCUACCCCGAGAGGCCCAUCAUCUUCUACGCCGUGUGCUACAGCGUGGUGUCGCUCAUCUACUUCGUGGGCUUCCUGCUGGGCGACCGCGCGGCCUGCCGCCGGGCCUCCCUGCCGGGCGCGGAGGACACGGUGGUCCUGGGCUCCCAGAACAAGGGCUGCACCCUGCUCUUCAUGCUGCUCUACUUCUUCUCCACGGCCGGCACCGUCUGGUGGGUCAUCCUCACCAUCACCUGGUUCCUGGCGGCGGGGCCCAAGUGGAGCUGCGAGGCCAUCGAGAAGAAGGCGGUGUGGUUCCACUCGGUGGCCUGGGGCGUCCCCGGCGCCCUGACCGUCAUGCUGCUGGCCCUGGACAAGGUGGAGGGCGACGGCAUCAGCGGCGUCUGCUUCGUGGGGCUCUACGACCUGGACGCGCUGCGCUGGUUCGUGCUGGCGCCGCUCUGCGUGGGCGUGCUGGUCGGCCUCUCCCUGCUGCUGGCCGGCAUCGUCUCGCUCAACCACGUGCGCCAGGUGAUCCAGCACGACGAGCGCAACCAGGAGAAGCUCAAGAAGUUCAUGAUCCGCAUCGGCGUCUUCAGCGGCCUCUACCUGCUGCCCCUGGUGGUGCUGCUGGGCUGCUACGCGUACGAGCAGGCCCGGCGGGGCGCCUGGGAGGACACCUGGGUCAACGACCACUGCCAGGAGUACAGCAUCCCCUGCUCUCACUCGAAAAAUGAGAUUGACCGUCCUGAUUUGACACUGUUUUUGGUCAAAUACCUGAUGACACUGGUAGUGGGAAUAUCGGCUGUUUUCUGGGUCAGCAGUAAGAAGACGUGCUCAGAGUGGGCCUUUUUCUUCAACCGGACCCGCAAAAAAGACCCGAUCAGUGAGAGCCGUAGGGUGCUACAGGAGUCUUGCGAGUUCUUCCUCAAGCACAACAGCCGGGUCCAGCACAAGAAGAAGCACUACAAGUCCAGCUCCCACAAGCUGAAGGUCAUCUCCAAAUCCAUGGGGACCAGCACGGGUGCGGCCACCUCCCCUGCCGCGGGCCACAGCGUCCCCUCGGCCGCCACCGCCGCGUCCACCGGCGUCCCGGGCCGGCCCUCGUUCUCCGAGGUCAGGGGCUCGUCGGAGGCCUCGGGGAGGGAGCAGGUGGAGAGGGGCAGCGCGGGCCGGGGGUCCCGGAGGGGCGGCGGGGAGAGGGAGCCGGCGGGACAGGCCCUGCCCACCCACGACGCCCUCGAGAGGCGGAGCAAAACCGGCAGCUCCACAAAGUUCAGCAGCCGCUCCGAGAGCUUCCAGAGAGUUCCAGACGGCAGGAUGACGCCCAGGAGCGACUUUGCAGAGGGAAAGCAGGGUCCCAUUGGGCAGCCGCCGACACUAAGCCCCUCCCACAGCGCCAGCAGCAAAGGCUCCGCCCCCCCGCUGGUGCGGCUGACGCCCGAAGAGAGCAAGGAAAAAGAGAGCAGCUGUUCCAAUGCCUGAGCACCACUGUUCUCUGAAAUCCAUACUCUUGUGAGUACCCCCAGUCCCCCUCACCCCAAACCUGUACCUACAUCCUUUUCAUUAACACUAGAGGCACGUGUGGCCAAUAUGAUUUAUGAUGAGCCGCACAUGCCUAGUGACAUCACAGGCCACACCCAACCACUAUGUGAUCUGUACCUGGAACCCACAACCAAAUUGAAGUCCAUGCUGAAUGUUCAUCCACCAGCCACUGCGGGCAAAGCAGAGGACAGGGGACUGUGCAGUUCUGAAGGACUGCAGCCCCCAUGCUCCUUUGCAAAGCCUCAGUCAACACCACUUAUUGAUAUACAGGUAAAUAAUAUGAAUGUAGAAUUUACACUGGUGAAAAUGUAGUGUCAUAUACCUGUUUCAUUUUUUAUAAUCAAACUAACACUGGAAACUAGUCCGUACACUGAAUUUUGGUGGAGGGUGAAUUAAAAUUUUUAGAGAUUUGUAUAAUAUAUCUGGAUGGAGUUCAUGACAAAUGUUUGUUGUGGAGACACAAUAGUUGUGGUGGACACUGAAAAUGCUUUAUCAGUCUUUCUUACUUUGCUUUGUAGUAGUUUGUAGUUUUGUUUGCAUACAGAAAUGUGCGGCCUCAUAUUAUGAUGUAGCUAGAAACGAUCAGUUGAGAGUAUUUUGUGUUAGGCUUUGCCGUACUUGUUCCACAUCAACACUGUGUCUACUGAGAUGUUUGUUAAACAUGCAUAAACGGAGCUCUAACAUCUGAUAUAUUUAUUGAGUACAUUAAGCAGGUAGUGAUCUUUGCAGUAAUCAUAGCAUUUUCAGCAUACGCUUUUAACCAGGUAUUUUAUGAGUAUUGUACAAUAUGUUACAUUAAUAGUUCUCGUAGUAUUUGUUUCUCAAGCUUUGUAAUUUACUCACAUAUUUUUCCAUAGACAGUUGGUCUUCUCCCUCAGUAUUAAUUUCCAUAAAUACAUGUGUGUGAUACCAUAUCUAGCAUUUACUGAAGGGCUAACAACUUUCAUUUCAAAGUUUAUUUUUCAUUUAAAGUUGUAUCCAGUUAUUAGGCUUUGAAUUUAAAACUAAGCUUUAUAUAGAUUACAAGAUUUCAUCUUAAACACUACAUAAGACAACAUCACUCAGUCAAGAUGAUUACUACAUUCAUUUUCAAAACUUUUACCCUUAAACAUUACACUACACAAAUCCCACCUUUACCUGUAAUGAAUGGUGCGACCUAUGUGCUUAUUAGAAACACUCUAAUUAUGGGACUGUGUUCAUUAAAAAAAAAACAUUUAUUUACUGUUACUGUAUUGAGGAGCUGAUCUCAUCAUGUAUCUAUCCAUAGGAAGUGACCAAUGUGAAUACUAGCUGCGGAUUAAUGCUAGAAUAUGCUGUAUAACACUGUAACCGUAACAUUUUCAUUUUUAUGCGACAUUGUCCUGUUAGACAACAGAAAAUAUGUUUUGAACAGAAGUAAUUUGUACUGGAGAAAAUAGAGGCCUUAAUAGCCAGUUUAAAUCUAUUGGUGCAGUAUGUUUAUUGUCUGAAUAUCAGUCAUUUUGAAUGAAUUUUGAAUCAGUGGAGUGGUUUAGGACUUAAAAUCUCACUUUUAAACCAUAAUGAAAAGUCCAAAGCGUUGCUGCUUUACUUAAAUGGAACAUUCUUGGUGUUUAUAUCGUUGGACAGUUCCGGAACUGACGUCAGGAAGAUAAUUAGUGGCCUGUGCAGAAUUUUCAUGUUUCUGCCUCAUUACCAUUUUCAACCACAAUUUGUCAGUGUUUUUUCCAGAGAUGUUUCCAAAGCAGUUAUUUGUGGUAUUGAUGAGCUUGAAAGCAAUUUUCAUGCCUUUUUAAAAUGUCUUCCUAUUAUGUGUGUCCAAAAUGCUGAAUAUUACAGAAAAAAUGUUCAUAAUCUGUGUGCUGUAUCUUAAUGUGAUAGCUUGGCACCACUUUUGUCAAUAGGAAAAAACAGGAGCUGAUUACGCUCCUGAAAAAUAGGUGGCAGCUGUUAUCAAAAGGGAAUUCACAAAGUCCAGAAGCCAAGAUUUGUGUACAACACAAACUACUUUAAAAAAAACAUUUUUACCGGUUUAUUGCCUUUAAUAUAUUAUGCAAUUAGCAAAUGCUCUUUUAGAUUUAGAUCAGAGUUGCAAAAUAAAUAGCAAAAUGCUAAAUCAUUUUUGCAGUCUUGUUUGUCUUUCAUCUUCUUCAAAAUGAAAGAACUUUAGGGGAUGCUGGCUGUUUUCUUUACUAAGAAACCAAACAGCCAAGCCACACAAGCCUCUUUUGAUUAUGAAAUGUUGGAGCAUUUGUCUGGAAGGGCCUCCAAAGAAUCUGGGGUUUUUGUGGGCCCACUCACUCCACUCUUUCCUUCACUCUGUCCGAUACCCCUCAUCUGUCCCUCCGCUAACAAUCUCUCUUCUUUUACCACAAGUACCUGUUUAGAACAUAGCUUUGAAAUGUUUAUUUCCCAUUGUGUUCAAUCUAAACCUUGUUUUUUUAGAUUUUAUAUUCUAGACGGCAGUAGUCUUUUU
Messenger RNA from Anguilla rostrata (American eel), 5034 nucleotides. RefSeq names its product frizzled class receptor 6 (gene fzd6). Gene Ontology annotation, molecular function: Wnt-protein binding; Wnt receptor activity. The record is from RefSeq and is a predicted model, not a curated record. Gene Ontology annotation, biological process: non-canonical Wnt signaling pathway; canonical Wnt signaling pathway. The transcript has 7 exons. Lineage: Eukaryota; Metazoa; Chordata; Actinopteri; Anguilliformes; Anguillidae. Gene Ontology annotation, cellular component: plasma membrane. The coding region runs from base 372 to 2519 and encodes 715 amino acids.